UUAUCAUUCAUUGCAAUUUGUGUGUGUUUGUUUAGAAAUAAUAAGUUAUGCAUAUAUAAUUUUUCGAAAUUGUUUGAAACGCAAGAAAGUGUCAAAUUUGUUUUUGUUUAAAACUAAAUAAAUAAAAUACAUUUUUAAAUAUACAUAUUGAAAAGCCGGUUUUGAAACUUUUGUUUUUCCGAAAUGGAACGUAAUGCACCCGAAGGCGCUGUCAUAAUUACUGGAGAAUCAAGCAUGGGUAGCGUGCCAAACGAUCAACAAUCAUUGGUAGAUCCGGUGCUUAGUACAAAUGAUACUGGUACCUUCAAGCCUUUAAAAACAAUACCGGCUUUUAGCAUACAUUUAUUUAUAUCGACAAUAAUCUCAUUUGUUGGUAUCCUGUUGGCUGCUGUUUGGCCUCCAGAAAAACGAUGUGAAGCCUAUUUUAUUAUGUUAUAUUUGCGUGCUACAUUUUGGGUUAUAACUUUCGUUUUCGAUCAUGUGAUAAAAAAAUAUCAUGAUGAUUUACGCAUCAAUGGAUAUCAUGAAUUUCACCGUGCCACCGCUAUGCAAAAGGGUAUACCAUUGAAUAUAGUUUCACUUUGGAAUUCAGUGCUAUUGGCUGUACAGGCAAUGCUUCAACAUUAUUAUGGUGAACAGUUCUGGUCACACUGCAUGGCUGGUUUUCUAUCUCCUAUAACAUAUGUUGCAGCAUUUAAUUUGGCUGAGACAAUCGUAUUAGCAGCUACGCAUAGUUGUUAUAUAUCUAAAGUUUUCAAAUUCAAUAAAGCACAACAGCCACCAGAUGCUUUGAGAGGUCUGAAUAAUUUAAAUGGUUCAUUGGGUCUUACACAACCUGGUAGUACUACAGCUGAGCUAUUAGAAAAACAGGCGGAUCUCAUAGCAUAUCUAAAGGACCAUAAUCAAAAACUCAAUAAGAAACUACAUCAAAUGCAGUUAAAUGCACGUACUGUAAAUUUAACUCAUUAACUAUUAAAAUGUCUUGCAAAUUUCUGUUGUUUAGCAUGUUACAAUUGAAAAUAAAUAUAAAAUAAAUAAUGUAGUACUGUUUAUAGAAUAUUUAUAUAUUUUUUAUAGUCUUUAUGUCGAUUUUGUCAACCUUAAAUUAAAAUUUAAACAAAUACAAUAUGAUAUUCAUUAAUUGUAUGCAUUUUUAUAUAUACAUAUAAA
Teleopsis dalmanni is the source of this 1170-nucleotide messenger RNA. Its product is annotated as transmembrane protein 192. Gene Ontology annotation, cellular component: lysosomal membrane; late endosome. The coding region runs from base 184 to 969 and encodes 261 amino acids. NCBI's taxonomy places the organism in Eukaryota, Metazoa, Arthropoda, Insecta, Diptera, Diopsidae. The record is from RefSeq and is a predicted model, not a curated record. The transcript is spliced from 5 exons.